CGAUCACUCGUCUUCGCCUCAUCGCCAUCACGACGUCCUUCUCCCCCACUCACUCGCUGCCAUGUCCUCCACCCCAGGCGGCAGCGCAGGUGACUCUCGUCGUCGCGCCGAGAUCGAAGCCAAGCGCGCAAAGCUUGCAGAACUGAAAAGAGCUCGCGAGGAGCGCUCUUCGCGCUUGCUGGCCAAUCGCACGCCCGCGCCUGGCACCAGUGAGGUCGGCACGCCUGCAUCUACGUCGAGCAGCACGAGAAAGGACAUCGAUGAUCUUGUUGCAAGCCUCACCAGGACACCCAAGACGAGUGUAAGUGCUGGGCCUGCAGGGUCAGCCUUUGAUGGGUCGCCUAAGCGCGGGAGUACCAGCGGGGCUGCGCAGGGGAGGCCAGGAAGUAGUAGCGAUUUUGGAGGAAGUGAGGCGGGGAUGAGGCCCAGCUCGACCACUUUCAGGACGGACGAGGGUGCGAGCACUGGAGUUGCAGCAGAUGGAGAAGCAGCUUCACGGCCCCCGCCUGAUCUCGUGGAUGUCUCUACGGAGCUCUUCGAGUUCCCGCAGAAGGAGCGCGUCUACUACACCAAAGAGGUGCAGACUAUGGCAUCCGGCGAUGAUGACGAGGAGGAUGGAGAGAGAAGUGGAGCCGGAGUGGGAACGGACGCGCAUGCCCAGACCAGCGCAGCUACGGAGGCGGCCAUUCGCAAGAGAAUUCUUGCCGAGCAAGCAGAAUUAGCUGAAAAGGAUCGCCAGCUCAAGCACGAGGAAGAGGAGCUCGAGCGUCAGAUUCAGGAAGAACUCCGCAUCAUGUCACCGCAGGAAGUGGCUGCCAUCUUCGGCACCUCAGACUUCAGCGACUUCGUCGAGACGUCCAGCAAGAUCGUGGAGCGGGCGCUCACCGACGCUUACGACUUUAUGAAGGACUACACCAUGGCCGGCUCCUCUAGCGGGGAUGACGCUCUCGGCCCUGCUGCAAGAAGGAGGGACGAGCUCAAGCUUGCACGGUGUUUCUACGACGAGAAGCUCUGCAAAGGAAGGAGCGUGACAGCAGUCGAUUGGAGCAGCAAGCAUCCAGAGCUGGUCGUCGUAUCUUACUCGCGGAGCAGUGCGGUGCUCAUGGAGGACGCAGCCUCAAUGCCAGACGGACUGGUGCUGGUCUGGAACUUACACCUGCUGGAUCGCCCAGAGUUCGUUUUCCAGGCACAAACCGACGUCCUCUCUAUCUGCUUCUCCCCAUUCCACCCCAAUCUGGUCGUAGGAGGGACGUACAGUGGGCAGAUCUUGAUUUGGGACACGAGGAGCAAGGCGCCGCGGGCAGCCGGAGGAGCAGGAGCGGCUCCAACAGCAGGCGGCGGUAUCCUCCCCUCCCUCAAGACUCCCUUGAGCUCAACAGCAGGGCAUACCCAUCCCGUCUACUCCCUAUCAAUCGUCGGAACGCAAAACGCCAACCAUCUCAUUACAGCAAGCACGGAUGGUCUCGUCUGCUCAUGGAUGCUCCCUGAUAUGCUUGCCCGUCCUGUCGACUCGCUUCAGCUGCUUAACCAAGCACAUCCAAAGACGGACGAAGUGAGCGUUACGAGCGUAGGCUUCAUGCAAGGUGGACGGGUGGAGACGAAUGCCUUUUGGUUGGGCACAGAAGAGGGGAGUGUCUGGAUGGCGGCGAGGUUCGAUCGGGCAGGGGCCAAAGCUGGUUUGCAAGGGGGCGGAGAGGGGGCACAUUCUGCGCCGGUGACUGGACUUGACUUUCAUCGUGCGAGCGGCGGAGGCGGUACGGGGUCUACACCUGGCGCAGACUUCUCCGACCUGCUCCUCACAUCAAGCAUGGACUGGACUGCGAAGCUGUGGCGCGUUUCUAUGGGCGGGAGCAACACCAGCGCAAGCACAAGCAGCACUCGUCCCACGGCGUCUACGAGCAGCGCCGGCCCCUCCCUCACGCCCCUCCUCACAUUCGACGACUACAGCGACUACGUCCUCUGUGCGCAGUGGCAUCCCACCCAUCCGAGCCUCUUCGCAACAGCGGACGCGAGCGGGAUGCUGCACGUGCAUGACCUCUCUCGCGAUGUCGAGCGGCCGGUUGCGCAAGUGCGAUUUGACGGCAAUGGAGGCGUGGUAGCAGGCUCGGCAGCCACUGCGGCUUCGACCUCCUCGUCUCCAAUGGGCCUCAACAAGCUGGCAUGGGACAAGGCAACGGAGCCUCGCAAGCUUGCCUGUGGCGGCACGGAUGGGAGACUGUACGUGCUUGACGUCGGCGGGCUGGCUGCGGUGAGUGGUGGUGGGGAGGAGUGGGUCGAGAUGGGUAGGCUGGUCAGUAGGGCUGCGAGUGGCGCAUCGAGCGCGGCAGGUGCGGUGACCAAUGGCUUGGGCAGCGGGAGAUACGGCGUUGGGAGGUAGUGAUCUAGACUGCUGAAUGAGCAUACCAUUGCGUGGCU
This is a messenger RNA of Jaminaea rosea, 2415 nucleotides long. RefSeq names its product WD40 repeat-like protein. Bases 62 to 2377 code for a protein of 771 amino acids. Gene Ontology annotation, cellular component: cytoplasmic dynein complex. Gene Ontology annotation, molecular function: dynein light chain binding; dynein heavy chain binding. Lineage: Eukaryota; Fungi; Basidiomycota; Exobasidiomycetes; Microstromatales. Gene Ontology annotation, biological process: transport along microtubule. The record is from RefSeq and is a predicted model, not a curated record. The transcript has 2 exons.